Messenger RNA from Hyaena hyaena (striped hyena), 1587 nucleotides. It is a transcript of the gene CITED4, whose product is annotated as Cbp/p300 interacting transactivator with Glu/Asp rich carboxy-terminal domain 4. Gene Ontology annotation, cellular component: nucleus. NCBI's taxonomy places the organism in Eukaryota, Metazoa, Chordata, Mammalia, Carnivora, Hyaenidae. The record is from RefSeq and is a predicted model, not a curated record. Gene Ontology annotation, biological process: regulation of DNA-templated transcription. The coding region runs from base 482 to 1033 and encodes 183 amino acids. The transcript is spliced from 4 exons.
AGGCAGUGGGGCUUCCGGGAGGAGAGAGACCCCAUCUCUGCCCACAAGAGAGGAACACCAUCCUGUGGGAUCUCAGAAGUGAGUCACUGCUUCCAGCCCACAUUCAAGGAGAGGGAAAUUUAAGGAGGUGCCCCCCAAAUUUUGGACAUCUGGGGAAACCACCGCAAUGAACCAGGUCUCUCCCUUCCAACUCUGGCUCCAGCACACACAGCUUGUGACCUCAGCCAACCUCCCGAGUGAUUUUCUAGGCCUCAGUUUCCUUCUUUGUCAAAAAGGCCUAUUCUGAGCCAGGCUCUGGGCCAAGUGCUGAGAAUCGAAGAUGAACAAGUCCUUCCGGAGACGUGCCCAUAAAUUACUUUAAUAACAACUCAGUACAUGCUUCCACCGACAAGUAAGUGGGAGCCGGUGCGGGAGCCAGUGGUCAUGGGGAACAGCAAGUUAACUUUCCGUGGGAUCCUGUGCAGGCAUCCGGCCCGCAGUCAUGGCCGACCACCUGAUGCUCGCCGAGGGCUACCGCCUGGUGCAGAGGCCGCCGCCCGCCGCACCCUCCCACGGCCCCCACGCGCUCCGGACGCUGCAGCCGUACGCGGGCCCGGGCCUGGACAGCGGCUUGCGGCCGCGGGGGACACCGCUGGGCCCGCCGCCGCCCCCACCCGGCGCCCUGGCGUACGGGCCCUUCGGGCCGCCGCCCGCCUUCCAGCCCUUUCCGGCCGUGCCACCGCCGGCCGCAGGCGGCGCGCACUUGCAGCCGGUGGCGACGCUGUACCCGGGCCGCGCGACCGCGCCCCCCGGCGUCCCGGGAGGGCCCCAGUGCCUGCAGCCGGCGCCUGGCGCCCCGGCCCCACCGCCGCCCGCGCACGCCCUGGGCUGCAUGGACGCCGAACUCAUCGACGAGGAAGCGCUGACGUCGCUGGAGCUGGAGCUCGGGCUGCACCGCGUGCGCGAGCUGCCCGAGCUCUUCCUGGGCCAGAGCGAGUUCGACUGCUUCUCGGACUUGGGGUCGGCGCCGCCCGCCGGCUCGGUGAGCUGCUGAGUGCGGCCGGGCGCCUGCCUGGCGCGCCGGAGAGGAGAAGGGGAUCUGACUGCCCGCCUGAGUCCGCACCCUGCGCCUGGGCCCCGCGCGCACCCUCCGUGAGGGUGGAGGCGGCGGGUCAGUGCACAGAGCUUGACGCCGCGCUGGGACGCCUGGCCUCACUCCAGGCCCUGCCUCUUGCAGGCUGACAGAGUAGCUCCACCUCUCCGACCCGGAGCCUUGGCGGUAAAAGUGAAGGGGACAGGACCCCCUUUCGGACUCCUGGUUCUUGGAUUCUCUGUCCUCUCGGAAUCUCCCUUACCCCACCCCCCAAUCUGAGCCAUUCCAGGCUGCUGCCUGACACCCCUUCUCUCCUUGUGCAACCCUCUGCGGUCACUGGGUCCCUGGAGCCGCCCAUCCACCGGGCCUCCACCCCGCUGCCUGGGCCCCUAAGGUCGCUUGCCCCCCCCGCCCCCCACCUUGGGGAGGAGAAGAUUGUGCAGCCCUGACCCCUGCACAAUGGAGCAGUGCCCCACCUGGCCUCCAAAACCAAAAUAAAACUGGGUCACUUUACA